AUCUACAGUCAGCCUUUAUUCAGUGAGAAAUAGAUACUGACUGGUAUCCAGUUCUACUACUUUUAUUUAAAACAUAGCUUUGCUGAUUUGAAUAAAAUGUUCUUCCUGUGCUGCUGUAGGCUGCAGCUGCCUGAUAGUUACUGUUUCCUUGGUUUGUCUCUGAAGAACAACAUGGGAGCUGGCUCACGAUUCCAGUUUGGUGAGAUGUUUUAAAUCUCCGUCACGCCUUUUCCUUCCCAUCAGCUCCGCCGCCAGUCGGCUGAAACCCGACCGGACGAUGACGGAGAUGAAGUGUGUCGUGUUUUGGGGCGUCGUGACGUUUUUCUGGACCCUCUGUGGAGGAGACAGAGACGUCUCCUGUGUGUUCAGUCAGGUCUGCAUCCUGCCAUGCAGCUUCCAGCCGGCCGACGGACCGGCGGUCCACUGGACUCAGCUGGCAGCAGCAGAACCUGCGGUUCAUUCUUACUAUGACGGCAGAGACAGGGUCCAACACCAGAACCAGAACUUCAGAGGCCGGACGUCUCUGUUUGUGGACUGGGUCUCCUCAGGAAACGCCUCUCUGCUGCUGACCGGAGUGAAGGUCCAGGAUCAGGGCAGAUAUGUUUGCAACUGCAGCAGCUCAGCAGGAACCAGGCUGGCAUUCAUCAGAGUCUCAGUGGACGCUCCGGUGAAGACGGUCAACCUCCGACAAGCAGAGAACCGGCUCAUCUGCAGCUCGGACGGGAUCUACCCCGAACCGAACCUCACCUGGUCCACCGAGCCGCCGUCCGAACUGGUCCUGCAGAGCUCGACUCUGGUGCAGCUGACCGAGCAGCAGCUGUUCAACAUCAGCAGCUCCCUGAAGGUUCCGGACAACGACACCGACCUGACCUACGUCUGCACCGUCAGAACCCGCAGGAACCACGAGGCCAACAGGCUGGAGAACCCGGAAGCAGCAGGUCGAGUUCAGGGGAUGGGGAUAGUUGCUGGAGUCAUUUUGGUGUCGGUGUCAACGAUCGCGGUUCCGGUCUUUGUUGAAAAAUGUAUGAAGUCCAGGAAGUCCAAACGAUCCCGGCAGCAGAACAUAGAAGACGAAGAACAAGCAGCAAAUGGACUAAUCAGCAGUCAGCUAGAAGAAGAACGACCAGAGAAUGGACCAAUCAGCAGUCAGCUAGAAGAACAACCACAGAAUGGACCAAUCAGCAGUCAGCUAGAAGAAGAACAAGCAGAGAAUGGACCAAUCAGCAGUCAGCUAAAAGAACAGGCAGAGAAUGGACCAAUCAGCAGUCAGCUAAAAGAACAAGCAGCGAAUGGACCAAUCAGCAGUCAGCUAAAAGAACAAGCAGAUAAUGGACCAAUCAGCAGUCAGCUAAAAGAACAAGCAGAGAAUGGACCAAUCAGCAGUCAGCUAGAAGAACAACCAGAGAAUGGACCAAUCAGCAAUCAGCUAGAAGAAGAACGACCAGAGAAUGGACCAAUCAGCAGUCAGCUAGAAGAACGAUCACAGAAUGGACCAAUCAGCAGUCACCUAGAAGAACGAUCACAGAAUGGACCAAUCAGCAGUCAGCUAGAAGAACAACCACAGAAUGGACCAAUCAGCAGUCAGCUAGAAGAAGAACAACCAGAGAAUGGACCAAUCAGCAGUCAGCUAGAAGAAGAACAACCACAGAAUGGACCAAUCAGCAGUCAGCUAGAAGAAGAACAACCACAGAAUGGACCAAUCAGCAGUCAGCUAGAAGAAGAACAACCAGAGAAUGGACCAAUCAGCAGUCAGCUAGAAGAACAACCACAGAAUGGACCAAUCAGCAGUCAGCUAGAAGAACAAGCACAGAAUGGACUAAUCAGCAGUCAGCUAGAAGAACAAGCACAGAAUGGACUAAUCAGCAGUCAGCUAGAAGAAGAACAAGUAGAGAAUGGACCAAUCAGCAGUCAGCGUCAUAAUCCCAGCAGGGAGGGCAGGCAGCAUGAACUGGGACCAGUCACUGGGACCAGUUGGACCAUGGGCAGCAUCAGGAGCUUCAUGGUUCUGCUGGUUCUGAGCUUCCAGUGGAUUUCUUCAAAAAGAGUCACCCGGGUGACGUGUGUUUUCAGCCAGAGCUGCGUUUUGCCCUGCAGCGUCUCCAGCGGCUCUGACGUCAUCAUCAACUGGAGCCGCCUGACACCCGCAGACGGCACCGCUCACUGUUACUAUGACAACCAGGACCAGCUGGGUCACCAGAGCCAGAACUUCAGAGGCAGAACCUCUCUGUUCACGGAUCAGGUCUCCAGAGGAAACGCCUCCCUGCUGCUGACGGGGGUCAAAGUUCAGGACGAAGGAACCUACAGGUGCAACACCAGCAACACCAGUGGAAAUAAACUGGUUUUUAUUCACCUGAGAGUUGAAGCUCCAGUCUCUGACAUCAGAAUCCAUCAGGAUGGAAACAGGAUCACCUGCAGCUCAGAGGGGAUCUACCCUCCACCUGAACUCACCUGGUCCACUGAGCCUCCAUCCAACACGACUCUGCAGAACAGAACCACAGUCCAUCAGACUGAGGAGAAGCUUUAUGACAUCAGCAGCUCUCUGACGGUUCCAGACGGUUCUGAUCGGAUCUACAGCUGCACCAUCAGAACCAGGAGGAACCAGAGGAGAGCAACGCUUCAGAAACUGAGAAAUUCCCAGGUUGCUGAUCAGAACUGGCAGAUUAUACUGAAUAUCCUGAUGGCUGUGACUGGAUUAUCACCUGUAAUCUGCACAGUGAUGGCAGAAAUUAUGAGUCGUCGUUGGAAGAAUAAAGCAAACUAAUGGAGAAUCAGAGAAUCUUCAGGACAAACCAGUUCAGGUUCCCAAUGUCCCAGUCCAGACCAGCAGGAUGGUGGAGUUUAUGUACUUUAACUAUUUAAUGUCAAAUAAAAAAACAGACAAACAAAAAAA
Molecule: messenger RNA, 2890 nt
Organism: Xiphophorus hellerii (green swordtail)
Lineage: Eukaryota; Metazoa; Chordata; Actinopteri; Cyprinodontiformes; Poeciliidae
Exons: 11
Coding region: 278-2761 (827 amino acids)
Biological process (GO): cell surface receptor signaling pathway; cellular response to lipopolysaccharide; positive regulation of T cell proliferation
Cellular component (GO): external side of plasma membrane
Source: RefSeq, a predicted model, not a curated record